UAAAUGGAUAAACGAUGAUAUUUGCUCUUCAUAAACAUUGGAAUUAGUCUAAAGAUAACGGGCUGACUAGCCACAAAGACUCGACCAUCUGGCCGCAAAAUCUUUAAGAGACAAAGGGCUUAGUUUCAAAAGGUGAGAUUUAAGGGAAACUGAGCCUUAACCAUUAAUGUGUUGCGACGUUGCAGCUGUCAUGUGGAACACAGAGAGCUGGCCAUAUAAAAGGUGCGUCCGUUGCUCCCUCGGCAGAACCAACGUGGUCUUCCAGCGUAGCAAACGGGACAUACAGAAUGGCACGCUUCACCCUUUGCACUAUCUUUUUGGUGUCGGCUCUGAUGGCGGGCAGAGUGGCAGCGGACACUGGGUAUCCAGCUCCUCCCCCCGAAUACGCCCCGCACAUCCCCAUCCUGAAGGACGACAGAACGCAGAACAGCUACGGAGAAUAUACUUUUGAUUUCCAGUCUGGCAAUGGGAUCGCGCGACAGGAGGCCGGCAGCCAGAACGACGGACAAGUCUCCCAGGGCGGCUGGACCUAUACAUCUCCCGAGGGGGAACAAGUGGAUAUCUCCUUCGUGGCUGACCAGGGAGGAUACCAACCCCAGGGAGCGGUACUCCCAGUGGCCCCGCCACUUCCCUACACUCGCACUGGACACGGCCAUUAAUCAUCGUGUAAUGAUGGUACUACUGCCAGUUUGCCAAAACCAGAACGACCCAGUCUUCCCAUUCCCCUACCUACCUCAUUCUGGCUCCUCCGCCAAGCCUACAAGACAUUAUCAUCUCAUCCCCACCACCAGCCAUAUGUUCUACACAGCGACGAGGACUCGGUCAGCUGUUGCUACUUCAGCGUUCCGUAUAUGCGAGAUAGUCCUUGCCCUCGUUUCGGGUGAGGGAUAAUUAUAUUUAAUGCGCAUUAUGAUCUAGGUUUGUUCCUUGUUUUUAUAUUUUUUACAGUUUGUUGUUGUAUGUGCCGGACACAUUUUUUAGAAAUAAAUUAUGUAAAUAAACUUGUUUGCAGAUGA
Messenger RNA from Penaeus monodon (black tiger shrimp), 1016 nucleotides. Its product is annotated as endocuticle structural glycoprotein SgAbd-2-like. Gene Ontology annotation, cellular component: chitin-based extracellular matrix. The transcript has 3 exons. Bases 288 to 659 code for a protein of 123 amino acids. NCBI's taxonomy places the organism in Eukaryota, Metazoa, Arthropoda, Malacostraca, Decapoda, Penaeidae. Gene Ontology annotation, molecular function: structural constituent of chitin-based larval cuticle. The record is from RefSeq and is a predicted model, not a curated record.